CACGACCUACAUGGCAGGUAUUCUCCCUCCGGAGGAGGAGGAGGAUGGGAUUGUGCUGACGAUGGUUAACGCCGUUGGAGAGAGGGGCGAGGAGAGGUGUGAGUUGUUUGUGUUGGAUGCGAGGCGAUGGGAGGAGAUUGGGAGUGCGUGUUUGGGGGGAUGGCAUGCGAAGAGUGUUCAUGGGAGUUUUGUUGAUGCGAAUUGAGUUGGGGUUUCGGUGACACGAUCUCUGGACAGCGCUUUUAGGACCGAAGAUGCCAGCAUUCCAUCGGACGCAUGAACAUACCUGCACCUCGCUUCACGUCGGCAUCUGCCUCGUCGGAAAUUGCGACAAAGAGCUACCUCUCGCAGGAUCUCCCCCGGCUCUUGACGCCGCAGACUGAGCUGGCAGGAUUGGCCGCGGUACGUGUUUAUUCUCGGACGACGGCGCUGGCGGGUCCAGAGCGUUUUGAGAAUCUACAUACCGGUAGACGGAGAGCUGCUUCAAAACAAAGUCGGCCCGCGAUAUCACAAAGGACAAGACUUUAUCACCACGUGAUCCCGGGAUAUCGAUAUCGAUACAAGUUGACA
This is a messenger RNA of Saitoella complicata NRRL Y-17804, 570 nucleotides long. RefSeq lists its product as uncharacterized. The record is from RefSeq and is a predicted model, not a curated record. Gene Ontology annotation, molecular function: oxidoreductase activity, acting on single donors with incorporation of molecular oxygen, incorporation of two atoms of oxygen. NCBI's taxonomy places the organism in Eukaryota, Fungi, Ascomycota, Saitoellomycetes, Saitoellales, Saitoellaceae. The transcript has a single exon. The coding region runs from base 11 to 205 and encodes 64 amino acids.